GUCUGUCAUUCACAGAGUAAAACUCUUCCUACAAGCAUGCAGAGUGCCUGCAAGGGGAAGAUAGUUUUUCCUUCUUGCCCUCCUACUUGUGCUCCCUCCGCUAACUGAAUGUUUUUGGUUUAAAUUUUUUUGUAAAAUAAAGAUCUCCCACUCUCUGUCCCCUUCUCCCUCCCCACUGCUUGCAUGCACUGUAAACCAGUGAAACAGUCCAAUAACAAGAUUUUCUAUAAGAAGCCUGUGAUUGGCCCAUGCAAGGGCCAGGUGACAUCAGGACGGGGCAUGGAAAAUCAGCGCUGUGAGCUUUGCUCGACGCUGGUAUAAGGUAAGUUUUAAAGUCUUUACUACAGCUGGGGACCUAUUAUUACUAAUACCCUAUAGGACAUUGUAAUUAAAAAAAAUUGUUUGUUUAAUGGUUGGAGUAACCCUUUCAUCUGUAUUUUAUUUGUAUCUUCUUUCUUUUUUAAUCCCAGUUCGCCCAGCAGUGAAGGUUUCAGAUCAGAAAGCAGACGGAGCUACAAAGCUUCUCUGCCAGGUGUACGGGUUUUACCCCCGGGACGUGGACGUGAAUUGGAAGAGAGAUGGCAUUGAGGUUCCCUCGGAUGAGGCCAAACAGGUUCUUCCCAAUACUGAUGGCACCUACCAGAUCACAGUUACUGUGGAAGUACUGCCAGAGGAGAUGAACAGACACUCCUGCCACGUGGAACACAUCAGCUUGGACAAAACAGUUAUUGUGAAGUGGGGUAAGUGUCCCCAUAACUGGGGGUAAACA
Molecule: messenger RNA, 769 nt
Organism: Pelobates cultripes (western spadefoot toad)
Lineage: Eukaryota; Metazoa; Chordata; Amphibia; Anura; Pelobatidae
Source: the annotation of a GenBank genome assembly